AUGUCGGCCGCAUUCUUUGUCUCUGUUAUCGCAGGCGGCAUCAGCUGUGCCAUCCUUGUAUGGCUGCUGAGUGGUCUCACCGUCUUGAUCCCAACCCGCUACCAACCAGCUGAGAAGCCUGAAGAUGAUCAUAUCCAAGUCCUCGUCGUCGGCGAUGUUGGCCGUAGUCCUCGCAUGCAAUACCAUGCGUUGAGUGUGGCCAAAAAUGGCCGACAGGUCGAUAUCGUCGGUUACAAAGAAACCUCAAGGCAUCCUGAUCUUAUUGGAAACCCCCGAGUCACCAUGUAUGCGCUUCCACCACAGCCAGAAGUGCUUCAGUGGGGAACUUUGCCAUUCUUUCUCAAUCUUCCUCUCAAGGUUCUCUGGCAAUUCUGGGGUUUGUUCCGUACUUUGAUGUACGAUGCCCCUGCUGCGAAAUGGAUUAUAAUCCAAAACCCACCUUCUAUUCCUACUUUUCAUGUUGCACUGAUGGUCUCCCUACUCCGUGGCAGCAAGCUUGUUGUGGAUUGGCACAAUUAUGGUUACACUAUCCUGGCACAGAACAAAUGGUAUUAUAAGCCACUCGUUCCCAUCUAUCGCUGGUACGAAACUGGCUUUGGGCGCUAUUUGGGCGAUAUCAACCUUGCCGUUACUGAUGCUAUGGCCCGACAACUCAAGGCAAAGCCCUUUAAUGUGAAGCGUUCUGUCUACACACUUCACGACCGACCUGCCGAGGUCUUCCAACCAAUCCUUUCCACCAAAGAGCGGCAUGCGUUCUUGUCUCGACUCGCAGAGACCAAGACGGUUGCCAAGGAUAUCGUAGAGGGCGCAGUACGUCUCAUUGUCAGCAGUACUUCAUGGACACCAGACGAAGAUUUUGGCCUCCUUCUCGACGCACUUGUGUCUUAUGCCAGCUCUUCUGAGGCCGCGCCGAUACUUGCCAUCAUCACCGGAAAGGGGCCGCAGAAGGGACACUACCUAGAACGAAUCAAGGCGCUCCAGGACGAGGGCAAGUUGCCCGGUAUUCGUAUCUUAACAGCAUGGCUAUCCACCAGAGACUACGCUUCGCUACUUGCUUCAGCAGAUCUCGGUAUUUCACUACACAAGUCUAGUUCAGGUGUUGAUCUCCCUAUGAAAGUGGUGGACAUGUUUGGCGCAGGUCUUCCUGUUGCAGCCUACGCAGCUUUUGAGAGUUUCAGCGAACUCGUCAAAGAGGGACAAAACGGCUGUGGUUUUGAAACUUCGUCUGAGUUGACUGAUAUUCUCACACGGCUGUUGAGCUUCACUGGGGGUGAAGAGCUGUCCCGGCUGAAGAAGGGUGCCGUUAGCGAAGGUGCUCUGAGAUGGGAUCAGGAAUGGGACCGUGUAGUUGGUAAAGUCAUCGGGCUCGUGGACGAAAAUAGUACUUAG
This is a messenger RNA of Fusarium coffeatum, 1389 nucleotides long. RefSeq lists its product as uncharacterized. The coding region runs from base 1 to 1389 and encodes 462 amino acids. Gene Ontology annotation, molecular function: mannosyltransferase activity. Gene Ontology annotation, cellular component: endoplasmic reticulum. The transcript has 3 exons. Lineage: Eukaryota; Fungi; Ascomycota; Sordariomycetes; Hypocreales; Nectriaceae. The record is from RefSeq and is a predicted model, not a curated record.